This is a messenger RNA of Rhinichthys klamathensis goyatoka, 888 nucleotides long. RefSeq names its product proteasome subunit beta type-8-like. Gene Ontology annotation, cellular component: proteasome core complex. Lineage: Eukaryota; Metazoa; Chordata; Actinopteri; Cypriniformes; Leuciscidae. The record is from RefSeq and is a predicted model, not a curated record. Gene Ontology annotation, molecular function: threonine-type endopeptidase activity.
AUGGCUCUUUUGGAUGUUAGUCGAUAUAAAUAUUAUUCCGCGUCACAGUUCGUGCAAACGCAUCUUCUCGACCGGUCAAAUCACUAUUUUGGGACCAAAUGCCAGGAAUUCGCAGUACCUGUCGGAGUUGACCCCUCUAAGUUUCUGAAAUCAUGCAGUUGUGAGGAUGGCGUUUCCAUUCUGAAUCAUGGCACCACAACUCUGGCAUUUAAGUUCCGUCAUGGAGUCAUCGUGGCUGUUGACUCCAGAGCAUCAGCUGGAAAAUACAUCGCAUCAAAGGAGGCCAAUAAAGUGAUAGAGAUCAACCCUUACCUGCUGGGCACCAUGUCCGGCAGUGCUGCAGACUGUCAGUACUGGGAGAGACUGCUGGCUUAAGAGUGCAGACUUUACAAACUACGCAACAAGCAGAGGAUCUCAGUGUCUGCAGCCUCCAAACUCCUGUGCAACAUGAUGCUGGGAUACAGAGGCAUGGGUCUGUCUAUGGGGAGUAUGAUCUGCGGCUGGGACAAGCAGGGUCCAGGCCUGUACUAUGUGGAUGACAAUGGCACACGUCUCUCUGGCUGCAUGUUUUCCACUGGCUGUGGGAACAGUUAUGCGUAUGGAGUCGUGGACAGUGGAUAUCGUGAGGAUAUGACUGUGGAGGAGGCGUAUGAGCUGGGCCGGCGUGGUAUCGCUCAUGCCACACACAGAGACGCUUACUCUGGUGGUGUGGUCAACCUUUACCACAUGCAGGAGGACGGCUGGAUCAAGGUGUGUAAGGAGGACGUGUCCGAGUUAAUCCACCGCUAUAAGAAGGGAAUGUUCUGAUCACAUAUGAUCUCUCACUCAUGCAAAACUCACUGAUUUAUUAUAAUAUCUGACACAAUUAAACAAAUCAAAAUAAAUAAA